This is a messenger RNA of Necator americanus (New World hookworm), 234 nucleotides long. RefSeq lists its product as uncharacterized. Bases 1 to 234 code for a protein of 77 amino acids. Lineage: Eukaryota; Metazoa; Nematoda; Chromadorea; Rhabditida; Ancylostomatidae. The record is from RefSeq and is a predicted model, not a curated record. The transcript has a single exon.
AUGCCAAGGAAAGCAGAAUUAGGUGGGUCGGACACGAUUGAUUCGUUUCAACGACAAUCGUUGGACCAGAGCAGUAAGCUACUGGAUACCACCAUCAAACGCCCAGCAGGAAGUCCGUCGACCCGAUGGUCAAGCCCCUUCACGAAGUACUUCAAAGAAAAGUACGACGCUCAUCGAGUUCCUCGCGAGAAGAGAUUCCACUGGGCAACACUUGCGUACGAUCGGGACAAAUGA